AAUGAUUAAAAAUAUAUAUGUUCAGAAAGUUUCGUUACAAUAUUUUUAUAUUUUUCAAAUUUUUAUUACAGAUACAUUUAUUUAUGAAUUAUCUCUAAACUAUUAUUUUUGCUAGUUAACAGUAAUCGUUGAUCAUUUACAUUUUAUAUGACAUCGAUAGCGCAAUAAGAUAGUAUUAAAUUAGAAAAUUGUAAAGGAAAUAUUGUAAUAACUGUAAGAUAGUGUUUCAAAUAUAAUCCACGAAUAAAAUAUUUAAAGAUACAAAAAACUACGUAUAACAACAAUAGUAACAAAGUGUUUUAGCUUGUCUUGACGGUUAUAUGAAUAUAGCUCUUGAACAAACAGAAGAAUAUGUAAAUGGUCAAUUGAAAGAUAAAUAUGGUGAUGCAUUUAUUCGUGAUGAUGUUGAUGGAUCAAUUCUUCUUACAAUAUUUUCUCCUUUAUUUUGAUCAUUUUCUGAGUCUGAAUUUUUCUGUGUAUUAUUUUGAUCUCCAUCAGACUCUUGAUUUUCAUAUUCAGCUACUAUGUCAUGUUCAUUCUCAUCAUAAUCAGAGGUAUUCGACAAUGUCGUCAUAUUCAACAAGUUGUACCCCCACUUCUUUGUAUAUGUAUGUACGAAAUAUUAAUUUUUUAUUUAAUGCUUUAAAACUUAGAGAGUCUUUCAAUAUAAUUAAUAUCAGAAAUACAAGAAAUUUUUUAUUUCUUUUUCUGUCAAACAAUAUUCAUUCCUCAGUAAUUGUACAACUUCAACCGAUUUGUGAUAGGUUAUGUUUUGUAAUGCACAUAUUUACAUUUUACUUAAAAUUCACUAUCAUCUUGAGAAUCACAACUAGUAUUUCCCUUGUCCAUAAAUUUAUCGAAUUCGUCACUCGAUUUAUUCAUUCUUUCUAAAAGAGACACUAAUAAUUUCUUAUUUAAUCUAUCGGUCUGCGUUAUUUCCCGCACAACGGGCAAAUUUGCAACCGGAGGACGUUCCGUUAUUUGCAGUUUUUGUAAUGUAUCGUUCUCUUCCUUUAUCGGUGUUCCUGGCAUUUUAUACUAUUUGAUUAAAGUACCACGAUUCACAGUUACAAUUUUGAUUUUGUUGGUAAUAAUAUAUGGUCAGUAAUAAUAAUCUUCCGUGCAAAUCCUUUAACCUAUAUUGUACGUAUGUAUGGAUAUGUUAUCUUCUGCGCAUGUAGAUAACUUAGAGAAUUUUAUACGCGCCUACAUAUUAUCAUUUUAAACAGUUUAUUCGAGUAUCAUUUGUUUGUAUUUUCCUUAAAUUAAUUUAACUGUUGUACUUCUGUAUCAAUUUGUUCAAUAAAUCUAAAAUCAACACGUUCUAUCUAUAAGAUAAUUGAUGAUAAAAAUCGUUAUGUUUAGACAUAAAAAAUCAAUGUUUUAAUGUGUCUUCAAAUUGAUUUGAAAUUUAGAAACAAUCACACAAAUUGUUUAAAAUAAAACCUAAAAUAAAAAAAAAUAAAAUAUUUUCAUUCGUCAGAAACAGCAAAUUACGAAAAAGUUUUUCAAAUCCAUAA
Molecule: messenger RNA, 1520 nt
Organism: Heterotrigona itama
Lineage: Eukaryota; Metazoa; Arthropoda; Insecta; Hymenoptera; Apidae
Source: the annotation of a GenBank genome assembly